Molecule: messenger RNA, 1540 nt
Organism: Ctenopharyngodon idella (grass carp)
Lineage: Eukaryota; Metazoa; Chordata; Actinopteri; Cypriniformes; Xenocyprididae
Product: gastrula zinc finger protein XlCGF8.2DB-like
Exons: 4
Coding region: 251-1255 (334 amino acids)
Biological process (GO): regulation of transcription by RNA polymerase II
Cellular component (GO): nucleus
Molecular function (GO): RNA polymerase II transcription regulatory region sequence-specific DNA binding; DNA-binding transcription factor activity, RNA polymerase II-specific
Source: RefSeq, a predicted model, not a curated record
UUUUGGUCUGGUGGUGUGACGUUAUAAGGCUGCGCCGCGCUGCUGCAUCUGUUGUGAUUCGGCUGAAGAAGGAUUUUGUUACCAUUGACAUGCAUUAUACGACUGACAGACCGCAACGGUUGGAGUUUAAAAUCAUCAUUUGUGUUCUACUGAAGAAACAAAGUCACCUACAUCUUGGAUGCCCUGGGGGACAAACACAGAGAAAAACUCCCGAUGAAGCGACUGAGAUCCACAUGACACUAUUAUAAAGAUGGAGUUUAUUAAAGAGGAGAUUGAAGACAUAAAGAUGGUGUUUAUUAAAGAGGAGAGUGAAGAUAUAAAGAUGGAGUUUAUUAAAGAAGAGAGUGAAGACGUAAAGAUUGAAGAAACAUUCAUGAAACAAGAAGAUACUGAGGAACAAACAGACCUGAUGGCUCUGAAAGAGGAGAGUGAAGUACUGAAUAAAAUAGAAGAGAAAUAUCAAAAUAACAAUCACCAUGAUUUCAUUACUGGAGAAAUACCUUGUAGUAGCUCACAGACUGAAAACAUUUCCUCACAAAAAAUGGCUCAAAAGACAAGGACUAGAAGUCAUUUUGUCAGCAAACAGUGUGGAAACAGAUUAAAUCAAAACAGAGGCUUUAACAGGCACACGAAAAUUCACACUGAGAAGCCUUUCACGUGCCAACAGUGUGGAAAAAGUUUCAACCAAAAAGGAAGUCUUUAUUACCACAUGAGAAUUCACACUGGAGAGAAGCCUUACACCUGCCAACAGUGUGGAAAAAGUUUCACCCAAAAAGGAAGUCUUAAUAACCACAUGAUUAUUCACACCGGAGAGAAGCCUUUCACCUGCCAACAGUGUGGAAAAAGUUUCACCCGAAAAGGAACUCUUGAUUUCCACUUGAGAAUUCACACCGGAGAGAAGCCUUACACCUGCCAACAGUGUGGAAACAGUUUCAGUCAAAAAGUAAAGCUUAAUAGCCACAUGUCAAUUCAUACUGGAGAGAAGCCUUUCACCUGCCAACAGUGUGGAAACAGUUUCAGUUCAAAAGUAAACCUUAAUGUCCACAUGACAAUUCACACUGGAGAGAAGCCUUUCACUUGCCAACAGUGUGGAAACAGUUUCAGUCAAAAAGUAAACCUUGAUAACCACAUGACAAUUCAUACUGGAGAGAAGCCUUUCACCUGCCAACAGUGUGGAAAACAUUUCAGCCAAAAACGAAGCCUUAACAGGCACAUAAGAAUUCACUCAAGAGAGAAGUCGAUUAUAUGUGGUUAAGGUGGAAAGAGUUUCAAAUAUAAAGAAACCCCUGAGUACCACAUGAGGAUUCAUGUAUGAACCGUUUUAUAUCUCAUUAGUUAGUGUCAGGAGGCCUGUUGAUCAGUGUUGAACUGUUCUUUACUAAGUUUACAAAGUUCCAUACUUUGAUGUCAUAAGUAAAUAGUAUGUGGUGUUAAGGAUUUGUAUGUAAAAAGAAUGGUUUACAUAAUCUUACCGUCGCCAGAAUAUGAUUUAGUGUACAUAAUUCACUUGACAACUGGAAAUAAAUUGAUUAUAAACUGG